AUGCAGGUUACGGCUGUUAUUGCCCAACAUAUCAAGCUAUGCACACGUGAGCGAGACGGAAAGGUUCUGUGCCUAAGAUACCCACUCAGCCAUUCCCUAAGGGAAUGGCUGAAGGGAAAGUUUAAGGGAAUUUCCCUUAAACUUUCCGUGUAUCUCCUUAAGGAAGUCCUUAAGGGCGAGCGCGUGCGAGAUGUUCGCCAUUCGCAAGUUGCAAAACAAGCCAGUAACUGGCCGCCAGUUACGUUGCUUUCAUACCCCACUGGUCAAAAGGUCACCGUGAGAUUCGGAAUCCAUGAGGCGUCGAUCACUCUCCAGGUCGGAGUUCCUCAGGGGAGCCGUUUGGGACCCCUUUUGUUCACCGCAGGUGUAGUAAGUUUGAUAGAAGAUCUGCGUAAAAUCGAAGGAGCGGAUGUGGUGGUCACCGCGUACGCAGAUGAUCUGACAAUCAUACUUAGCGGCCCGAGCCGCAAGCACAUUCGCGCACUGUGGGCAAAGGUGAAGAAGAAACUGAACAAGUGGUGCACCGCGAGCGGCCUCACUAUCGAUAGGGACAAGUCUUCAUGCCUAUCUCCACGGAGGCCCCCAAUCUUAUCUCUGAGGGGAGAGGCAUUGAAGAGGAGUAAGGUAGUCCGGGUGCUAGGUGUGCAUCUGGACCAGCGUAUGAACUUCCGCUAUCAUGUGAAGAAGACAUGCGAGGCCGCAGUGCAGAGGCUCGGACGCCUGCGACGUAUAGGGAUUGAGCGGGCUCGACUGGGUAGUCGCGGUAUCAUCGCCACAUACGAGAAAGCAAUUCUACCCUUUAUUUCCUAUGGGGUUCGGGCGUGGGAAACGGCUCUAGAGGAGGAAUGGUGCCAGAACCUUCUAACUCGUGUGGCGGCAUACGCUGCCAGACUGGCCACGAGGGCGCCUCGGCGGGCAUCGAACGCGGCAACUGUUGCACUCUCUGGGCUUGUCCCUCCACAUCUAUUGCUGGCCGGUCUCGCUACUGCGGCAAGGGCAAGGCAAGACCACUCGUUGAGGAUCAGCCAGCUGCUUGAGGGAGCCGUUCCGAUGGGGAACCUGGCCGUAGAGAGGUGGCAACUACACCCACUGCCACCAUGGGAUGAUGGGCUGGACAUCGCAAUACAAACUGAGAAAGCGGCCGUGGUUUUUGCCUGCUUAGCACCGAACGAUCGGGCCAUCUACACGGACGGAUCGCUCACUCCUUCCAUACACGCUGGCAUGGCAAUGGUCGUCUAUUGCUGUGGUCAGCGGGCGCACCAGGAGUCCUACAGAGUUCCGUUGCACUGUACAGUAGCACAAUGCGAGAUGGCCGCCCUUGAAAGAGCAGUCGCUUACGCCAAGUCACACCAAGAGGAUGCUCCGACAGACGCCAGCUGCGCCUGCGAGGCUGCUGACGGCAGCACACUUCACCUCGUCACGGAGUGCAUGCUCCUCGAGGAGGCCAGAAGAGAGGCCGGACUGGGUAUUAUGCCUCAUGAUGGAGGGAACCUGGACUGUGCUGUCGACACCCUGCGGUUUGGGGUUGGCGAUGCCCACUGA
Messenger RNA from Perkinsus marinus ATCC 50983, 1542 nucleotides. RefSeq lists its product as hypothetical. Gene Ontology annotation, molecular function: nucleic acid binding. Lineage: Eukaryota; Perkinsozoa; Perkinsida; Perkinsidae. The transcript has 5 exons. Bases 1 to 1542 code for a protein of 513 amino acids. The record is from RefSeq and is a predicted model, not a curated record.